CUACAUCAGACGCACUACGGAGUACUCGAAGGCAGACUGCCUUCUUUACGAAGUGGAUGAGAAAUCCCGACCAUGAGAAGAGGCAGGAGCGUUCUCACAUCUUGUUUUGUUUGGGGAGGUAAUGGGGGCCUUUGUUCGCUUGAUCCUUUCGCGCGCUACCUCACUUCAGCCUCUCAGACACUGUCUCUCUUCAGCGACUCUCCUUGAUUGCAACCUUCCCCGUCAGUCCUGGUUCAUUUCAGACGACCUCAUGAGAUCUCUGCGCCUUCUUCCUCUACCAGAUCGACACUUUUCAUCUUUCCGGCAUCACAACCUCUUAUGGGAGCCCUUUUCCGUCAUUGACACAUCCUCAUCGCUUACCCUUCGCGCUCAUGGACUUCCCAAAUGACCCGGAAUGUGACCCUCGCAGUUGGUCCAUUGACCAAGUCGUCGAGGAACUAUGCUACAACCCAACGCCCAAAUGGUCUCCUAAUGACCAGCCUCAGCUAAUCCCGGAUCGACAACUACUCGAGAACACUCUUCGCCAGAAUCAUGUGGACGGCGAUAAUCUCCUUGCGCUUGAUAUGGGGGUGCUCAGAGAUGAUCUGGGAGUCAUGUCUUUUGGUCAAAGAAGAGCCAUCAUGAAAGCGAUCGAAUACUUUCGACUUCAUUCAAGGAGCUAUCAACAGAUGGCUUUCCAGGCUGAUAGUAUCGCCAGAAUGCAGCCAGGAACCUUUACUCCGCAGCUCUCAAGACAUUCCAUGUUGCCACAGUCUCCUGCGCAUGCCGGCCUUGGACUUGUACCCUCCAUCGAGCCCAGACAACCUACAAAUUCACCCUCCCUGUACUCCAAUAACUUCGGACUUCAACAGCCAACAUUCCCACAAGAUCUCAGUGCAUUCGAAUCCAAGCCUCCGAUUUCUGAGAAGCCGCCAAGUUCGGCUCGCCGACCCUCUGAACUGGCCUCCAUACUACCCACGAAUAGUCAUGACACUGCUGCAGACAAGGAACAGCCGCCUCCCACAGCGGCGGAGCCUGGGUCAAUCCUACCACAACGAUCCAAAAGAGAAUACGUCGUCGUCAAUGGCAAGAAGAGGAUAACACCAACAUUCUUGUCGCCGCUGCAUGAAGGACCUACCGAGACUGGCGACGGUGCCUACCUUUCUCGCACAGCUGUGCCGUUGCAAGAUAUAUUCUACCACAGAAUAUCUACCGGCUUCGGUGAUAUAUUUUAUCGACCUCCAGUAGACGAGUCCAGCGAUUUCUUGAUUGCAGGGCGCUUUUCUACAGGCCAGAGACUAGGUGUCGCCAGUCAUAUGAAACACUUCCUGCGACAAAGUACGGGCAAGCUGUCAAGUGGUGCGGCUUACAAGAUACCUUGCAAAGAUGGCCGAGUCAAUGAGCCAUACUCAGAACAUUAUUUUACGCUAUUCCCGCAGGACAGUGGACGGCCAAGAGUUUUCCGAGCCCAAGACUACCCGGAGAUAAUGGCUAUCCUAAACGCAACCACACGCGCGAGAAAGGGCACGAUUCCUCCUGUCUAUGACGGAACUCGAGACGAGCCGGGCCAGGAAGAAAUAUCUCAAUGGACAGAUCUGGACUAUCUGCUUGAAAAAUAUCCCGUGGAAGCGUCUGAUGAGGUACUUCCUGCGUACGGUGACUCCGGCGACGAAGGGGAAUUUGAUGAGGACACUUGGAGAGAGAUUCAGGAAGAAGAAGCAGAGAAGAUUCGUGAAUCAUCCUACAUGACUCGUGCCGAGGUGGACACCGUUAUUGAUCAGGCUAUCAGGGAAAUGAGACAGGAUUGGCAUGAGACGAAACGUGCCAAAAUCCAGCUGAAAGCGUGGCGUAUGUGGAUGAAAGCUGCACGCAAGAAGGGCCGACAACAAGAGUUGACCUACGUCACACACCAGAAACAGCGGUUUGAGCGAAUGAUGCUGAAGACUACGGAGGCCAUAGCCGACGACAUUUGGCGUAACGCUACUGAAGUCAAAAAACAAUGCCAAAGUGUUGAAGCGGCAGUCCAUCAACAUGAGGAGUAUCAGCAUUACGAAACAGUGUUGAAUCAGGAUACGCCACCAGAACGUCCAAGUGAGCGGGCGUUACGAGCUAGUCGUGGACGUCCAAAGCAAGAUCUUGAGGAAGGAGAAGAGCUCAUCGAAUCGGAAACUGAACCAUUUACUGACGAAGAAGACGACUUGUUGGUGGACGACUCGUCCGACGUUGGAUCUAUUCACCAUGAGCCUGAUAUGGAGGAGUGGAAUCCUGUCAUUCCCUCCAUCACCACGGCUGAUGGUACAGGCGUGAAGUCUGCUCAGAUUACUCCGGCUCCCACUGAAUCAGCCAAGGUGGUACCGACCUUGGAGCUUCGUGAGGUGGACUCAACUCCCGAUCCCCAGGCAAGUGACGCCGAUGUGGAGACCAGCGAAGACGAGAUUAUAUCGCCUGCCCGCAAAAAGCAGACUAAUCACAAGACUAUUUCUCCUAUGAUCCUCAAGAUUCCUCCGAAAACCCCGGCACCCAAGCAUGUUCUUUCCAUCCCUGCUGAUCCCAAUCAGGCCACUGCGGCGGGUUCUGAGUCUGAUUCUGAAAGUUCGGAUUUCGACCGAGCUCCACGUCUUCCGAAUACCAAAUACCGGGGUCGUGGGCGUACGAAGCUGGAGCCCGUGGACUUAACAUUCUCAAGCCCUACAAACGAGUCAGCUCCAAGUGUUAUCGAAGAUAGUACAGACUUCUCUGUGCAUACCCCAGAACUCAAUCCGGCCCCCAAGAUCAGUCCUGGCCUGUCCAAGCGAAAAAGAGAGCAUGACGAUGACUCUGGCUUGCCGCCAUAUGCUGAUGUGGAGGGCAUGCGGGACGAGGUUGAGUGGUCCGACCUUGAGAAAAUGAUCGAUAAUUGCGUUCCCGAUAAACGUCGAGCACUCGCAAAAGCGGUUUAUGAACUCGAGCCGGAUACGGUCAUCGAUCUGGACCGCUAUCUGAAGUCCUUGGCCCCUCGUAACCGCAAAGACAUUUUAGUCAGCGGUUUGCUUGCGUUGAGCGACGAUGAGUGCCAGAUUGAUGGCGUCAAACCCAAACAUCUGCGAAGCGCUCAUCUUUUGGUGCUUCUUUAUAUCACCUUUGUUUGUGGUCAGAACAUGGUCGAUAGGGCAAAUCUGACGGAUAGGUGCCGUGAUGAUGCUUACGCUGACAUCGACAAAGCGCUGAGACCAUUCUUUGAUCUCCUGGAUGAGCUCAUACAUCGUUUCAAAAAGUAUGAGCAGCAAUCAAGCUCACUGCCAAGCGUAAAGAAGAAAAAGAGAGACCAGGACAACGUCAACGUGGGUGUUCUAGAUGAUGCUGAUUUACAAAUGACCGAUGUGUCAACCGAUUUUCUGGCUCCUGAAGAACCACCAUCUACCCACAAGAAACGGAAACGCAUGGUUGAGGAAAGUCAAGAAGCCAAAUCUUUACAAAUGAGCGACAAACUCCGCAUCCAGGAACAAGAGGAGCGCCGAAAGAAGAUGGCAAAGAAAUUCGCACAGAUGACGGCAGAGGGAACAACGAUAACAGAGCCUGUCAACACAACCGAGCCCUAUGUCUACCUCCAUCCUCACAUCGCCCAGCGCGUAAAGCCGCAUCAACUGAACGGCAUCCAAUUCAUGUGGCGGGAGAUCAUUGAAGACCCAAAACAUCAAGGUUGCAUACUGGCACAUACCAUGGGGCUCGGGAAAACCAUGCAGGUGGUGUCUCUUCUCGUGACAAUCGCUCUUUGCAAUCAAAGUGAAGACGUCAGUAUCAGAAAUCAGAUCCCAUCUCACCUCAAAAAGAGCAAGACCCUCAUUCUUUGCCCUGCUUCCUUGGUGGAAAAUUGGUAUGAUGAAUUGUUGAUGUGGACGCCCGACGUAAGCGUUCUAGGUACCAUCUACAAGCACGACAAACCAGAUCCGAAUAUGGUUGCUGAAUGGUCGCGAACUGGUGGUGUUCUGCUUACGGGCUACGAACGAUUCAGAGGUGCCAUCGAUAAGAGUAAGAAAGCGAAAAAGCAGGGCAAUGUUCAAGUGGAUAUCGAGAAGAUUUUGCUGGAAGUGCCGAAUCUUGUCAUUGCAGACGAAGCCCACAGACUCAAGAAUGCUUCCUCGGGCAUCCACAAAGUUGCAAAACAAUUAAAGACGACAAGUCGCAUCGCUCUUACCGGGUCGCCCUUGAACAAUCAUCUCGAAGAGUAUCACGCCAUGGUGGACUGGAUAGCCCCAAACUAUCUCGGGGAUAUUGUCCAGUUCAAGGCAAAAUAUUCUGAACCAAUCGUUGAUGGUUUAUAUGCUGACAGCACUGCAUUUGAGAGACGUGUGUCUCUUCGCAAACUGCAUGUCCUGAAACGAGAUCUCGACCCAAAAAUCACGCGAGCUGACAUUUCGGCAAUUGCCAAAGAUAUGCCUCCAAAGACUGAAUUCUUCAUCACUCUGCCCCUUACCGAUAUUCAGAGACAGGCGUACAACAUAUAUGUCAAGUACAUGCUGGAAACGAUGCGGGGUCAGAAGGACAAAAGUUCACGGACUGCCAACAUCUGGGCUUGGAUAGCUAUGCUGUCAUGGCUGUGUCACCAUCCAUCCUGCUUUCUGUCCAAAAUGCAGGAGCGUGCAGAGCGUGAGCGGGAACAGCGAGCAGAGCAAGGACGUGUUGACAAUCAAACAAGCGCCGACGAGGCGCGCGCUAGUAAUGAACACAGUGAUCCAACCACGCCUGACAAUCCUGAGGCAGACCAUGAUUUCGACAUUAGUGGUCCUAUGGAGGAGGCAUUACAAGAAGUCAAGGAGAUCUUCAAGGAUCUGGAUCAACCGACACUAAUGGAUGAUCCUUCUCUAUCCUACCGCACCCAGGCAGUUAAGGAAAUUGUGAGACAGACCAUGGCAGUCGGCGACAAGACACUUAUCUUCUCGCACAGCAUUCCAACGCUGAACUACUUGGAGAGGAUGUUGGAGAAUAUGAACUGCUCCUACUGUCGACUAGACGGGAAGACGAAGAUGUCUGUCCGACAAGCUGCCACCAAGAAGUUCAACCAAUACAGUGGUUACCAAGUCUUCCUUAUUUCGAUGAGGGCUGGAGGCUUGGGACUGAACCUUCAGGGGGCGAACCGCGUUAUCAUUUUCGACUUCAGCUUCAACCCCUCUCAUGAAGAGCAAGCGAUCGGAAGAGCUUACCGGCUAAAUCAAAAGACUCCUGUCUUCGUGUACCGAUUCCAAGCCGGGGGAACUUUUGAGGAUGUCCUGUUCAAUACAGCUAUCUUCAAGACGCAACUCUUCGGGCGUGUUGUGGAUAAGAAGAGGCCUACUAGACACGCAACGAAAAAUAUGGCAGAAUAUCUUUUCCCUGCCAAAGACGUGCCGCUGCAAGACUUCAAAGAAUGUCUUGGAAAAGACCCAGAAGUCCUUGAUUCUAUCAUCGACGAGCUGGAUUUUAUCCGCGGUAUCGUGCUGACCGAGACGUUCCAAAAAGAAGAGGACGAGCAGUUGAAUGAAGAAGAGCAGAAAAAGGCCGAAGAGGAGUACCGAGAUGAGCAGUUACUGCGAGACAAUCCUGCUGCAUAUUACGCGAAAAAGGCGGCAGAGCAAGCACAACUGCUGCGCAAGCAACCGCAACCCAUGUACCCUCAUUCCGGAGGAUACCCGCUUCCCAACCAGCUACCUUCUUCCACGGCACCUGUGUAUGCUGCAAAUUCUACAUCCCGACCUCAAUCCGGGGCAGCGCGUUUUCCGGCCAAUCGAGAGGAUUUGGAUCGCCCACCAGCGACUCAGCAACCACCAAGUGCUCCGAAAGGAGUUUCUUGGGCUUAUGAUGACACAUUUCGAGAUAUUUUACAACAGCCUGAUACUGGUGCUGGAGCGCACAGCGUUGAUGACGGCGAUGUGCACAUGAACGGGGCUGAGUAGUAUUCCGCUCUGGCCGCACAGCAUCAGCGUCAAUCGCGAUGAAGCUCACGGGGUUGAGAGCAUAUGGCUGAGGUGAUGCACGGGGACGGUCUCCAGCCUAGAAGAUCCCCUGGGUUUCCACUUUUCUUUUGUCAUUGAGGCUUUUUUUAUCGAAGCAGAGAUACCCCAUUCAAGCAAGUUUUUCAUGAGUUAAAGAGACAGAAAAGGAGGGCAAGAAAUGAUAUGACCUGUGUGAACAGCUGAGAUUGCGGGCUGAUUGGCUUGUGCUCGUGCUCGUGGAGAUACAGUGAGCCAUGAUGAUGUACAUAUUCAGACAGCACGAUCAUACGCUCACACCUUUACGCAGGCUCUCCACGGUUCAUCCUGGG
Molecule: messenger RNA, 6256 nt
Organism: Exophiala xenobiotica
Lineage: Eukaryota; Fungi; Ascomycota; Eurotiomycetes; Chaetothyriales; Herpotrichiellaceae
Exons: 1
Coding region: 372-5888 (1838 amino acids)
Cellular component (GO): nucleus
Molecular function (GO): ATP binding; ATP hydrolysis activity; ATP-dependent chromatin remodeler activity
Source: RefSeq, a predicted model, not a curated record